This is a messenger RNA of Gastrolobium bilobum, 1746 nucleotides long. Its product is annotated as probable pyruvate kinase, cytosolic isozyme. Gene Ontology annotation, cellular component: cytoplasm. The transcript has 3 exons. NCBI's taxonomy places the organism in Eukaryota, Viridiplantae, Streptophyta, Magnoliopsida, Fabales, Fabaceae. Gene Ontology annotation, biological process: glycolytic process. The coding region runs from base 67 to 1590 and encodes 507 amino acids. The record is from RefSeq and is a predicted model, not a curated record. Gene Ontology annotation, molecular function: pyruvate kinase activity; potassium ion binding; magnesium ion binding.
CCUUUUUUGUCUUCUUUAACUUCUUUCUUAUUUUUCAUACAUUGUGUUCAUAUCUCAACAGUAUCCAUGGAAAAGAUGCUAGAAGGUGGAGCUAUGGUGAGAAAGAGUAUGAAGCCAAAGACCAAGAUAGUUUGCACAUUGGGACCUUCAAGUAGGUCAGUGGAGAUGUUGGAGAAGCUUCUGAAUGCAGGGAUGAACGUGGCUCGCUUCAACUUUUCUCAUGGUUCUCAUUCUUACCACCAAGAGACCCUUGAUAAUCUCAGAACUGCAAUGAAUAACACAGGCAUUCUUUGUGCUCUAAUGUUGGAUACCAAGGGUCCAGAGAUUAGAACAGGGUUUCUGAAAGAUGGGAAGCCCAUAAAAAUCGAAAGAGGACAAGAAAUUACGAUCACAACUGAUUAUAGCAUAAAAGGUGAUGAGAACAUGAUCAGUAUGAGCUACAAGAAGAUCGCUCAUCAUUUGAAUCCAGGAAGUAAUGUUCUUUGUGCUGAUGGGACAAUUAGUUUCACUGUCCUUGAAUGUGACAAGGAGAAUGGCUUGGUUCGUUGUAGAUGUGAAAAUUCUGCAGUUCUGGGUGAGAGAAAGAAUGUUAACCUUCCUGGAGUAGUUGUUGAUCUUCCAACCUUGACUGAGAAGGACAAGGAGGACAUUUUGGAAUGGGGUAUUCCUAAUAAGAUUGACAUGAUUGCUCUCUCUUUUGUUCGCAAAGGUUCAGACCUUGUGGAGGUUAGAAAUCUACUAGGGAAGCAUGCAAGAUAUAUACUUCUCAUGUCCAAGGUUGAAAAUCAAGAGGGCAUUGCCAAUUUUGAUGAGAUACUUGCAAAUUCAGAUGCAUUUAUGGUGGCAAGAGGUGACCUGGGAAUGGAAAUUCCAAUUGAAAAGAUCUUUCUUGCUCAGAAAGUUAUGAUACAUAAGUCAAAUUUACAAGGAAAGCCUGUGGUGACUGCCACUCAGAUGUUGGAGUCUAUGAUCAAAUCUCCAAGGCCUACCCGUGCUGAAGCUACUGAUGUUGCAAAUGCAGUUCUUGAUGGCACAGAUUGUGUUAUGCUUAGUGGGGAAACUGCUGCAGGAGCUUAUCCAGACAUUGCUGUUCAAACCAUGGCUAAAAUAUGUUCAGAAGCAGAAAAUUUUAUAAACUAUGAUGAACUGUUCAAAACAAAGAUGGAAACAGCUUUAUCUCCAAUGAGUCCAUUAGAAAGUAUGGCUUCUGCGGCAGUUAGGACUGCAAGUUGCAGCAAUGCAGCUCUUAUCUUAGUUCUAACUAGAGGUGGAACCACAGCAAAGCUGGUUGCAAAGUACAGACCAAGCAUGCCAAUUUUGUCAGUGAUAGUUCCUGAGAUAACAACAGAUUCUUUAGACUGGUUCUGCAGUGAGGAAUACCCAGCAAGGCAUAGCCUUAUUUACCGUGGCCUGAUACCUGUUUUGGGCACAGGUUCUUGUGGAGCUUCCCAGAGUGAAUCAACAGAAGAAACCAUAGAGUUUGCUCUUCAAUAUGCAAAGAAAAAUGAGCUGUGCAAGCCUGGAGACUCUAUUGUAGCAUUGCACCGAGUUGAAUCUGCUACUUUGAUCAAGAUAUUGGAUGUCAACUGAAGAAGACUCAAGACUAGGACCAAUGCGUUGUUUUCUUUUAAAUUUUCCUUCUUGUUGUUAGACUUGUUUUAACUUUUUUACUCAUUCAAGUUUCAUAAAAUAGCUUUUUGUCCUGUAUCUGACUUGAUUGAAGAUGAUCCCUUAUGGGAAUUGAAG